AAUAAAUUGGCUGCGCCAAGUGUAGGGGUGUCUAUCUGUCAAAGUGCCCAUGGACACCGUCUGUAUGGCUAACGAGUGCCACGCAAUAGGUAAAAAGUAUCACGUAUGUUACAUAAUUCAAAACGUAUGCCAUUUGUUUGUUUUCAGCUAAGCUAGCCAAUGACCUUGCUAGAGUCGGGGGAAGGGGUUAUGAAGAAUCUAGAAAACGCGUUGGACGGACAGGGAGCAACGGCCUGGCGGUCAGUGACCCCGGUGACCUGAACUGUAAACACGUGAUCCACCUGGAUAUUCAUUCAAAUGGCACGUGGAAGGAGAAAACGAAAAGAGUGUUGCAAGAAGCGAAUCGCCUUGAAGCCCAAUCUAUUGCAAUGCCCGCAUUUGGCACAGGAGCGGCCAAGAAGGACCCCCAGGCGGUAGGCAAGGGGAUGUUGGAGGCAAUAGCAGAGUUCGUCUUACAGGGCGGGUGUACAACUCUUCAUCGGAUUACUAUAGUGCUGGUGCAAGAGAGGCUCCUGGACAGCUUCAACAUGGCGGAAUGUGUUCCUCUCCAACCUCAGGACCCAGAGUAUAUAUCAAUUUCCCAGAGCCGAGAGUUCCGAGGAAGACAAAUUGAAAGAAUCGAACGGCUGCCUCAACCUAUUCCCUUACAAACAUUUCCAGUGCCAAGAGAUGUGGAACUUGCGCCAGAGCCAUACGUGACGGCUUUCAAUCAGCCUAGACCACGCUUGAGACGCCCAGAAGGCGGUCGUCAUGCGAGUUUCGGUUUCCGCGAGGAAGGAGGUAUGUCUAUUCCAUACCUGACCGAGAGCAGCCGAGAACAUCGCAGAAUCACUUUAGCCUCAGUGCUCACGGGGAGCAUGCGUGGUGACGACAACGUGACGUCAGACGAUAACGUCACAGAGGAGUCGCAGGCUUCCUCCAAGAAAUCCACCUCCAAGGAAUCCACAGCCACUGUUUCCUCUGUUUCUUCUCUGCAUGGCUUGUCUGACCCAGAAAUUGAAGGUGCAGGCAAUCAGGAGGAAAAAAAUGUCGCAGUAGCACUAGGUGAUCUUUCCAUGUUCACUUCAUCUGAUGGAAAAAUUUUAGUUUCUUCUUUUACUGAAAGCACGAGGUCUUGGUAUAGUGUACACCUGGCCAAUGAAAAUAAUCGGAAAAAGCCACAAAAUAAUUAAGGCAUGCUACACAGUCACUGUGAAUUGAUUGAUUAGAAAGCAGGUGGGCUUUAAGUCCU
Lingula anatina is the source of this 1231-nucleotide messenger RNA. RefSeq lists its product as uncharacterized. The record is from RefSeq and is a predicted model, not a curated record. Gene Ontology annotation, cellular component: cytoplasm; nucleus. Gene Ontology annotation, molecular function: transcription corepressor activity. Gene Ontology annotation, biological process: negative regulation of gene expression. Lineage: Eukaryota; Metazoa; Brachiopoda; Lingulata; Lingulida; Lingulidae.